GGAUGGGAGCCGCUCACACACCCAGAAGGGUCUUUGUUCUUCUAUCACCCAUAUAAAAGAGUUUUCACUGAUGCCGAUGUUCGAGAUCCUGAAACUGCUAUCAAAUUGGGCAAAGCUGUUGAGAAGGUGUACGAGGAAGCGCGCGAUGCAAACAUUGUCUUGCAUCCAUCUGUCGAACUCGCGUUGGAGCUCAUAGUGAAGGAUGGCGCAGAAUCGUGGGGCUAUUACUUUGCCGACCACGAAAGACGUGUCAUUUUCUGGUUCAAAGACCACAAAUCUCAUUCCCUCAUGCGUCGUGUUCGAGGUGUAAAGCGCAAGAGCCACAUCAAGUAUGCACUAGAAGCACAGUACUGGAAUCAUAUCGAACUAUUCCCAUACAAACGCUUCCUUCCGGAAGAUGUUGUCGUGGAACUCAAAGAACUUCUCAUACAUGCUCAAGCAGACCAUAUACUUUUUGAAACAUCCCUAGUACCUUUUACUGCAGACCAGGUUACUAGCAUGCUCGGGCUUAUUGAUCCUCUCAUGAGUGAAUCAUUCCCUGAUGCGAUGCUAACAAGGAACGCGAGCACUCUGCAUGGAUCGCAGGUAAGGCAAUCACGGACAGUCGGCUGUUUGUUUCUGAUAUGCAUGUCUAUUUCAGCUAGAUGGAUGAAAAUCUUCUGUAAUGCCAAGUUUAAGAAUUUUUGUGGACAACCAGGCGCCCGACUUGACAUAGACCGAUCGUUGUAUAGAAAAUCUGGCAACCAGCCACCACCGUUCAGUUUUAGCGUCAUGAAUGUGUUUUUGUUCAAUGUCCCUCGUUCUCAAUGGCGGAGUGUUAAUAGGAUAUGGGUUGAUAAAGCUAUCAUCUGGCCGCGGUGGAGAAAAUUUCGCGAUAGACUCACCACUGAAUGGAAUGGAUACGCGUUAUUUUCUACUGUGAUGCUUGCUGUUAAUAUCAGCUUUCUCGCGGUUCCAUCUGUCACGAGUCAAUCAUUCGUGACUGAUUUAGCAUAUAUGUCGGCUGUCUUUACCAUUGGCUCAUUAGUAUCCACACUAUUCUUGGUUGGACAAGUCAAUGACAGUCUACGAGGCACCACUGAAGAAGUGGCCUAUUACAUGCAAGACAUGCCACGUUCUAUGCUAGGCCUCGAGGGCCUUGCCCUUAUGCUCAGUCUGCCAUUGGGACUUUUGAGUUGGGGGUGCGUU
This is a messenger RNA of Suillus clintonianus, 1188 nucleotides long. RefSeq lists its product as uncharacterized. The record is from RefSeq and is a predicted model, not a curated record. The annotation marks the transcript as partial. NCBI's taxonomy places the organism in Eukaryota, Fungi, Basidiomycota, Agaricomycetes, Boletales, Suillaceae. The transcript is spliced from 9 exons.